AUGUUCGCUACUUCUGUCUACACAAACCAUCAUGGUUUAUAUUCUUCUUCAAAUGUCUCUCCAUCUUCUUUCGAUUUCAAUAAUUCACAUGUGGCUUAUGAGAUGAGAGAAAACAUGGUUUCUACUUUCGGGAUGCCUUUCAUAACUCGAGUUCCAAAUAAUGCUCAUCUUUCUCAAAUCUCCGUCACUCAAACUACUAUAAAUAGGUAUUACAAUAUUAUUCCAACCAAUAACCUAAGUACUGUGCAAAAUGAAUAUCAUCGUGCCAUAAAUCCCAACAUCUUCAAUUCUUCAUUUUACCCUCCAAAUUAUUGGUACAAACAACAUAAUAUCUUGAAUCCAACACCUCUCAAUACUGUUUUUCCACAUCAAACUUUUGUUUAUCCAACGCAGUUAGAUAUCUUUUCUUGUUCACCAAAAUGCUACCAUGACCAACUUGUCCCCCAUCAUCAACCACUGAAGAAACGAUAUAGGUCUACCACAUAUUUUGAAGAAAAUCUUGGAAGUGUUAAUUCUGAAGAAAAUUGUGAAUAUGAUGGGCGGACACAUAGUUUACCAUAUAAGAAAUACGGUCCAUAUACAUGUCCCAAAUGUAACAAUGUGUUUGAAACUUCACAGAAGUUUGCUGCACAUGUAUCAUCGAUUCAUUACAAGAAUGAGACCAUCAAUGAAAGAUUUAAGAGAGACAACGCGAGGAACAACAAAAGAUUAUGCAAAGCAAACCAAAUGAUCCAUGAGGAAUGUCGUAACAUCCAGCCAGAAGAAUGGAGGGAAUAA
Messenger RNA from Camelina sativa (false flax), 777 nucleotides. RefSeq lists its product as uncharacterized. The record is from RefSeq and is a predicted model, not a curated record. Lineage: Eukaryota; Viridiplantae; Streptophyta; Magnoliopsida; Brassicales; Brassicaceae.